Molecule: messenger RNA, 2256 nt
Organism: Hyaena hyaena (striped hyena)
Lineage: Eukaryota; Metazoa; Chordata; Mammalia; Carnivora; Hyaenidae
Product: cytochrome c oxidase assembly factor 4 homolog, mitochondrial
Exons: 2
Coding region: 113-367 (84 amino acids)
Biological process (GO): mitochondrial respiratory chain complex IV assembly
Cellular component (GO): mitochondrial intermembrane space
Source: RefSeq, a predicted model, not a curated record
UCUUUGUCUGUCUUUGUGUGUCUUGUCUUUUUGCCAUUUCGUUCGCUACAUCUGGCGCCCAACGCGAGGAAAGAAACGGAGGGCAAAUGAAACCGAAAGGAGACUGUCAAAGAUGUCAACUCAAGGCCAUACUUGGGCCCGACAGGUGAAGAAGGAGGAUGAGGAAGAGGACCCACUGGACCAGCUGAUUUCCCGCUCUGGCUGUGCUGCUUCCCACUAUGCCGUACAGGAGUGCAUGGCCCAACACCAGGACUGGCGCCAGUGUCAGUCACAGGUACAGGCCUUCAGGGACUGCAUGAGUGAACAUCAGGCAAGGCGGCGAGAGGAGCUGCAGAGGAGGAAAGACCAAAGCAGUGCCCACCACUGAAACCCCAAACCACGUAUCCCCAGAGGAUGGCCCUGGAGAAACUAGCACCCAGAGAUCAUAAGAAGAAGUGCUGAACAGUGGAAGUAUGGGCUGAGAGGUAUAAAACUUGAGGAUUGUCUUUGGCCAAGACUGAAAUUGAGAUCCAGACAGCCAUGGUUUGGACAUGAUUGCUGUAAAGACCUGUCAUAUUUUCAUGGUGCAAUCCCACACAUCCUCACCUAUCAUGUUACACCAAUAUUAAAUAUUGACUGAUAUUUGCCAAGUAAAACAAAGAGUGGCAUUAAGGGAUGCUUUCCUACCCUACAUCUUGGGUCAGUGUGCCAGGUACUGAGCCGAUUACAUGGAUGUUUAAUUUUAAAAGUAAAUUUGCAGUCUAAAUGUAAUUUGGUUACCUAAUUGGGUCUUCAUUUACUCCAUAAAGUAAUUGGUUCAACACAGCAAGUUUUUCUGAAACCUUCUCCUGUGCCAGUUACUGUGUGAAUGAAUAAUAUGAUCUGAUGUCAUGAAUAAUAGGAUGUUUUCUUUCAUGUUUCUUAGUCUCGUUUGAGAGAGAGAGAGAAAUAAAUAAAACAACAUUAGAACAACUAAUUACUGGCCAUUAUAUAAGUGCCUUUAUCUUUCAUUAGUUGUUCUGAUGUUUCAUUCCAUCUAAUGGAAGGAAGAAAACAAAUGGGAAAAUAAACGAGUGCUUCUUAUGUACCAGACGGAUGCAGUCUGACCUCAGCAUGCUUCCAACCCAAGAAACACACAAUGUUGGCCUGACAUUUAAAAGGUGCAUUUAACAUAAAAUACAGAUUUUCAGCUUUUAAAAACUGAAAAGCUGUCAACAUGGAGCUUAUAUUCCUACUUGACAGUAAUUUGCUGGAGUUGAAUAAGGAUGCCUCUUUUAGGUGGUUAUAUUCUCCAGUUGGUAACAGUUGCCUUGCUUUUCAUUUCCUUCCAUGAAACUACAUUCCCCAUUCUGUUACUUUCUGCCUAGCUCUGUAAGGAAUUUGGGAAUGGGAAGGGAGUUGGAAGAGUGACUUGCCAUAGAAGCUGGAAUGCAAAGGGACAUCUGCUCUAUCAUUAUCAGUAAUAUUUCUUGAGCAUCUAUGUAUUAGAAGCACAAAUCUUAAGUAUGGUAGCCCUAAAACUACUUUGUUUGUGUUGGUGACUGGGGAGGAAAAGAGAGAAGAGAGGAGAAGAUAUGAGAAGUACCAGUUUAAAGAACAAUAAAAUCCAAUCAGACAGUGGGACGACUGGGCAUAUAUAUAGAGAUGAAUCUCUUUGGGGCUAUGUCUGCUCCAUGCUGUGGGUCAUCAGAGCAAACUGUGGACUGCAGCUAUCAGCAAGAAUUUCAAGUUGAGGUGAACCUUUAAUGAUGAAGGAGAUGUUACCUAUUUGUAACAUAUGUAAUAGAAUACCAUGGGCAAUGAAUAAAAGGUACCUAGAAAACCUAGAAAUCGUGAGAAAAAGAAACAGCCCCAUUGAAACAUGAACAAAGUUAAAGUCGUUACUAGUUUUUUCUAUUGACAAAAAUUAAAAGUAUUUAUGUGACCAGUAUUGGCAGGGAUGAUGAACAGACACAAUCACACUUGAAGGGAUAAUAAAUUAGUAAAGCUUUUGUAAGACAGUUUGGUGCAAUCUAUAAGUACUUUAAAUAUUCCAAUAGCAGGGUACCUGCCUGGCUCAUUUGGAAGAGCAUGCAACUCUUCAUCUUAGGGUCAUGAUUUCAAGCUCCACUUUGGGUGUAGAGAUUACUUAAAAUAAAUUUUUUUAAAAAAAUUAAAAUAUUUCAAUAGCAAUUCCUUUUUUAGGAGCCCUCUUAAAUAUAUUUUUACAAGAUGUAUAUACUUUUAUGUUCAUUGCAGCAUUAUAUAGUGAAUAAAUGGUCACAAUGUAAAACUUCA